Messenger RNA from Neolamprologus brichardi, 2039 nucleotides. NCBI's taxonomy places the organism in Eukaryota, Metazoa, Chordata, Actinopteri, Cichliformes, Cichlidae. The record is from RefSeq and is a predicted model, not a curated record.
AAGCUCCGAGUGCGUCGCUCUCUUAAUCCGGAUUCUAACCUGCACCCAAAUCUUUAACCAUGAGGACAUACGUUUGGAUUUAUCAGGCUUUGCUCUGUGUUCUGCUCACUAUUGUGGAUACAGGUUGCUGCAGAAAGUCUCGUCAGUUAUUACAGAGGUAUGAAAAGACUGAAAGCCACAUGCUGGUUUGCACAGACUGUCCUCAGCUCCCAUUGAUACGAACCAGCAACUCAGAGGAACGCUGUGCCCGGAAAUGCAAAGUGAAGAAAAACUUCAACUGCAGAGCCUUUAACUUUCAGCGGCACAGCAAGAAAUGCCACCUGCUUCCUUUUGACCGUUUCACCAACAACGUGCAGAAGCAGGCCAACAUCACCUUUACUUUAUACGAAAAAAAAGAUUACAUAAGGGAGUGUAUCUCUGGCACCAUGGACAACUACAGAGGAAGGAGGUCAUGGACAAAGUCAAAUAUCACUUGCCAAGCUUGGUCAGAUAAUAACAUCAAUGAGCACACGUUUUAUCCAGAUAGGUACCCGACGCAAGACCUGAGGCACAACUUCUGUCGGAAUCCUAACAACGAUCCCGGUGGUCCGUGGUGCUACACCACAGAUCCCAAUGUACGAGCUGAGGAGUGUGGCAUACCACAGUGUUCAGAAGAUGUCUGCAUGACAUGUAACGGGGAGGAUUACCAGGGCAAAAUGGACCAUACAGAGAGUGGCAAAGAGUGCCAGAGAUGGGACUUGGCAAGGCCUCACAAACACCCCUUCCAGCCCAAGAAGUAUCGGGACAAAGAUUUAAAGGACAACUACUGUAGGAACCCGAAUAACCGCCUCCGUCCUUGGUGUUACACCAUGGAUCCCAAAACUCCAUGGGAGUACUGUAACAUCACUGUGUGUGGUUCAGACCCUACCGAGGACUCCGAUGUUGAAGUAACAACUUCCUGUGUCCAGGGAAAGGGCACAGACUACCAAGGCACAAUGAAUGUCACCCCGGAAGGUGUGACAUGUCAGCGCUGGGAUUCCCAGUUCCCACAUAGCCACUCAUUUCUUCCGCAGAACUACAAAUGCAAAGACCUCAGAGAGAAUUACUGUCGCAAUCCUGAUGGUGCAGAUUACCCAUGGUGCUUCACUACAAACCCUAAUCAGAGGAUAGCCAAUUGCACCCACAUCCCCAGAUGUGGUGCAGAGGCUACACAAAAAGCAGAGUGUUAUGAAGAGAAUGGAGAGACUUAUCGGGGCACUUUAUCCAUAACUCGAUCGGGGAUUCCCUGUGCAGACUGGUCACAUCACAUAAACAGUGGGGAUUCUCACUCUACGGUGUCCCAUGUAGGGCUGGAGAAGAACUACUGCAGGAACCCAGAUCGCGACAGACACGGCCCCUGGUGUUACACCAGUCCAAAUAACCGCCUGGCCUGGGAUUACUGUAAACUAAAACACUGUGAUUCAGCUACAAAGGCUCCUCAGACAAAUAUUCAAACGAGGCCCAAGAUAUCAUGCUUUGUGCACAUAAACACCAGAAUAGUUGGAGGACAUCAAGUGCGAGGUACAGAUGGCAGCUGGGUUGUAAGCAUCCAAAGACAGAAGGUCCAUUUGUGUGGUGGCUCACUAAUCAGAGAGAACUGGGUUUUGACAGACCAGCAGUGCUUCACCUCCUGCGUUCCAGAUCUCCGGGAUUACAGUGUGCAGGUCGGUCUGCAUCACCUCGAUGAGUCUAAAAACCGACCGCGACUACGAGUCUCUCGCCUGAUCUGUGGCCCAGACGGCUCCAACCUAGUAAUGUUGAAGCUAGCAGAUCCUGCCCCUGUGUCUGAAGGUGCAUCCACCAUUCAUCUUCCCGUGAAAGACUGUCGCAUCCCUGAAGGCACCAACUGCACCAUGUAUGGAUGGGGGGAAACCAAAAAUACUGGACACGAUGAAGCCCUUAACUCUGUAAUCAUGCCGAUGGUGGACAACGACAUGUGCUCGCAAAUCAAAGAAGACGCCGGGGAAAGCAGAAUAUGUGCUGGCGGGAAAAGGGGAGAAGGCGUGUGUGAUAAUUUCUGA